AUGAAACAUCAAACCAUCGCAAAACUUACCCUGUCCCCUGAGCAAUCAAGGCUUCUGGAAGAACUUAAAAAUUACUCGAGAACGACAACAGAGAAAGCGUUGUCACAUAUCAAUGAUGGCAGCGGUAGAAAAAGUCAACCAAGCGGCGCUCAUUGAACUAUUUCUACCCAGACAAAGGUUUGGGUCACCGUGAUCUUAAAUGGGAUGAAACAUUUAGAGGAGUUAGCCAACGAACAAAGUGGUGGAAAUUCACUUUUUCCCGGGGGGGGAGGCAAAGCCUUCUAAAUUUCCAACAAAACCUUCAAAUUUCCGACAAUCCCCAAGGCUGUUUUUAGCCAUCUUUGAGAUCAAAAUCUCCUAAAAUUCGUCAAUUUUUCGUAAAGAUGGAUGGGCGGUCGCCACCCCACCCUACCGAGCUACAAUCUUGUAUGUACAGUUCCGGUUGAAAACCUACAUGCGAUAGGUCACUUCAAGGACCAUUUUGCUACCGCUUUGCGGUACGCACAGAAUCUGGCGAACACCGUAUACGAAAGCAUUAAGCGUGUGGUUGUCUGGAGUGCCUACUACUACACCCACAGUGAAUCAAAUUAUCCUGUGCUGCGCCAGAGCACUCCUUUAAAUGCCAUUCCCAAACUAGACCAUCUCAAGGCUCAGAGGCAAUUGAAUCGGCGAGAAAAAGAGCUUAUGGUUGAGUGGGCGACAACAAACGAAAAAGUUGUACGGCAGAGAAGUGUGAAGCCUUUAUGUUUAAGGCCCCAUGGGACAUUGCCAUUGGACAUGCACAGGUCGUCAGACCAUCCAAAAGAUAAAGUGUCGUUUGACACUGAUGCGGUCGAAAAGGAGCCGGUUAUGCCUGUUAAGUCUGCUUCAACCAUAACGUCACACGAAAAAGACGAUGAAGUUGAGAUAAGAGUUGAAGAAGACGAGGAAGUCGAGGAAGACUACGACGCAGACGAUUCAGAUUUCGAUCAUGCUACGGUUGACAGUGGCGAAAGUAAUUCACUGGGCAGUUUAACGUUUCCUCGGAUCAUCAUUACUAUACACGUAGUGGACGAACGGUACGCAGGCGCGUAG
Paramuricea clavata is the source of this 1074-nucleotide messenger RNA. The record is from the annotation of a GenBank genome assembly. NCBI's taxonomy places the organism in Eukaryota, Metazoa, Cnidaria, Anthozoa, Malacalcyonacea, Plexauridae.